Messenger RNA from Mytilus californianus (California mussel), 5206 nucleotides. RefSeq lists its product as uncharacterized. Bases 179 to 3598 code for a protein of 1139 amino acids. The transcript is spliced from 5 exons. Gene Ontology annotation, molecular function: protein binding. NCBI's taxonomy places the organism in Eukaryota, Metazoa, Mollusca, Bivalvia, Mytilida, Mytilidae. The record is from RefSeq and is a predicted model, not a curated record.
UCUAACUCGUCGACAUACACAUUUUUAGGUUGGAAUGAACAAAUAUUUUUCUGAAAAAAACAGAGUUUGGCAUCAAUCUUCUAGGCUGUUCUACGACGAGUAUUUUGAUAUUCAGGGACCUACUUAAUAUUACUAUCUCAAAAAGAAGUUCAAAAUAUAUCGUCAACGGUUACAAAAGAUGGCUUUGUCUAAAGUAGCUGCUGUGCCAUCACUAACAGAAGAAGAGACCAACUUCCUCAGAUUCGCUAAUCUUCUUAUUCGUAUUUCACCAAAAGCUGUUCGGGUUGUAUUUGAUAAGUAUUUCCAACCUUGCGGAUUGAAUGUUGUGCUGAAUCAGUCAAAAGGAAAACUGGAAGUUCUGAAUCAGAGAAAAAUUCUGAACAAGUCGCAGAUGGAUUUACUUUAUCCUUCGCAAGGAACAGCGACAGUGAAGUCAUCGGACAUGGAUCUGACUUUAAUGAUUUGUUUACUGCGCAAUUUACAAAAGAUGAAAAUAGAGGAUAUACUUCCAGCAGCAGCUGUGAUCAGCGAAGAAGCAGAUUUAUCUCGGAUAAAAUAUUAUCGGAACUGGAUGGCUCAUAACACAGCUGGUUACAUUGAUAAAGAAGAUUUUCUGGCGAUGUGGACACAUGUUUGCGAGGCUAUUCAACGAAUUGGCGGUGCAUCUUUUAAGACGGAAUGUGAUAUUUUGAUGUCAUCCGAUCUUGAUAGUUCAUACAGAGAAGUGUAUGUUUCCUUUGCACAACAAGAAAGAAGAUUGGAAAAAGUGGAAGAAGAGUAUAAUAAGGUUGACGAAGAAUUACAGUCUGCCAUGGAAAAAAUAUGUCAGUUAGAAGAAAGUAAAGAUAACACAAAAGAUAACCUUUUAUUAGAAGUUGCUGCCUGGGAACAAGAUAAUAAAAAAUUCUUUCCGACAUCUACUGUAAAAACUAUUUUGGAAAAAGUAGAGCAUACAUCAUUCGUUGUAAUUAGUGGAAGUGGAGGAAUGGGGAAAAGCGCAACAGCCUAUCACAUAGCGUUAUUGUUUCGUAAUAUGAAGGGAUAUGAAAUUUUACCAAUAAAUGAGCCAUCAGAUAUUUUGAAAUUUUGUAAAACUGGACGAAAACAGAUAGUAAUCAUUGAUGAUUUAUGCGGCAAAUUUGCCAUUGACAAUCGCAUAGUCAGCUCUUGGAUACGGUUAAAAACUUCUAUUACACGACUUAUCAGGCUAGCCAAAGAUUCACUACGUAUUGUUGCAACAUGCCGACUGCAUGUAAGCAAAUGUUAUCAAUUUCAAAAACUUAUGCAGGCAUUUGAAAUAACGGAAUGUGAUCUGCUCUCAGAUGAACUGGUAUUAGAUGUGGACGAGAAACGUGAAAUUGGAUUGUGUCAUUUAAAUGAGGAAUGUCUAAAUUCAUUAGGAGAAGAAGUAAUAGCUCAAACAGACAUGUUUCCUCUUCUAUGUAAGCUAUCAGCGAAAAAGACGUUCAAUCCGGACUUCUUCAAAAAACCGUAUGAUUUUUUGGAAACAGAAUUAGAUGGAAUGGCUUUGGAAAAUAAAGAGUGCUUUUUUGGCCUUGCUUUACUUGUACUGUUUAACAACAAUUUAAAAAAGAGCUUAUUUGAAGAUAGAUGCAACAUAAUGUUUAACGAAAUGUUUGAUGGAGUGUUUGAGGAAUUAGAAAUGUCAGACAGGCCGUCAAGACUAUUCGUUCUACGAAGUCUAGAAACACUAAAGGGGACAUUCAUUAAGGAAAAUGAAUCUUCAGUUUCAGCGAUACAUGAUAAGGUGUUCGAUUUUAUUGCGUUUUUCAUUGGGAAAAUGUUAUUGAAAACAAUACUGAAGUAUGGAAAUAGCUAUUUUAUUUCUGAACGAAUGAGUUUUGAAUUUUUGGAUGAAUUAACAGAAGACGAUUUUGUUAUUAUGCUUGAUAAAGAUCACGAAGAGCUGUACUUUCAAAGAAUUAUACAAGAAAUAGGAAAUCGAAAUUUUAGUAUAGUCUUCUCCAAUAAAAUAGCAAAGACAACAUAUUACCAAGGCAAACUAAUAGCGUUGUUGUCUAAACAAGAUGCUACACUCUCCAUGUUCACAGGCAAUAUUUGGGCAUUGGUAUCUAGUGUAUUUGCCGACUGUGACAUGCUAUAUACCUUUAUUAUAGAGGAACGAUUAAAAAAAAUAAAUUGUGAACAAACUUCAGAUACAAAGUCAAAAGCAGAAGGUACUUUAUCGAAUGUAUUAUUUGACACAGAAAUAAAAUAUGAAGACGAUGACAUUGGCCUCGGGUUUUUAUCAAGUUCAAACGGCCCCCUUAUGAUAGCAAUCGCUGAAUCACGGGAAGAUAUCAUUCGUGUAUUACUUGAAUCCGGAAACGCAAUCAAUAUUAAUGAAACUUUCUUGAUAUAUGACAGUGAAAUCACGCCACUUCUAUUAUCAUAUUUUUCCAAACAGUUAGAUAUUACAAAAAUGUUAAUCGAGUAUAAGGCUGAUGUUAAUGUACAGUAUUUUGGUGGUAAGACAUUGUUGCAUUUUUUUUGUGAGGACGGAUCUAUCGAUUAUCUGGAAUUAAUCCUCGGUAGUAAAGAAUGGGAUGUGAAUAGGAUGAAUGAUCUAGAAGAAACACCACUGUUUCUGGCUUGUCGACGUGGUAAAACGAAAUGUGUAGAACUACUUGUUGCAAGUCAAUGCGAUAUAAAUAGCAGUAAUGUGGAAGGCAAAAGUCCAUUGCAUAUAGCUUGUUCGGAGGGUAAUGCUGAUAUUAUUAGAAUUCUUUUGAAUACAGAUUACUGUAAAAUCGAUCACUGUGAUAACGAUUAUAACACCGCACUUAUGAUAAGUUGUGAGCGAUGUAAUAUGGAAAUUGUACAACUUUUGAUAUUGCACGGCUGUAAUUUAAACACCGCAAAUGUCCAUGGUAGGACAGCGUUACAUAUUGCAUCUACAAUAGGAUAUACCGUUAUAGUACAAUUAUUAAUUUCGAACGAAUGUGAAAUCAACUUAUGCGACAAUGAUAAUCAGACACCUUUAAAUUUGGCCACUGAAAACUAUCAAAAAACUUGCAUUGGAUUGCUUAUUUCUAACGGCUGCGAUGUAAAUAUUUGUAAUCUUGAUGGACAAACCUCACUUCAUAUAGCAUGCAAAAGAGGACAUGCCGACAUUGUUGAUUUAAUUUUGAACACAAAUCGUUGCGAUAUUGAUAAAUUGGACGAUAACCAAGAUUCUUCUUUGGCGAUAGCAUGCACACAUGGGAGAAAAGACAUUGUAGAUUGUUUGAUACUGAAAAAAUGCAAUAUAAAUACUGUUAAUAGUUUCGGACUUUCUCCUCUACAUAUAGCUAUACGUAGUGACUACAUGGAGAUAGUACAAACUUUAAUUCAAAACGGGUGUGAUAUAAACUUGUGUGAUGCCAAUAAGCAAACACCUCUUUUCUGUGCAUGUGAGAUGGGUAUUUGUUCAGCAGUUCAAUUGUUGCUUCAAAAAGGCUGCGAUUCCAACAUCUGUAAUUCGGAUGGUUUGACACCACUUGAAAUAGCAAACGACAAUGGUUUCUUAUACAUUGUUUCAUAUUUUAGUAAGAAUAAGAAGUCUAACGAGUUUCAAAUAAUAUAUUCAAGAAUCUAAAACAUGAAUAAUGACAAGAUGAAUAGGAGAGGAUGUCACGAUAUUCUUAAUGCAUUUAUGCAUCUUUAAAAAAAAGAUUGUGCGCAAUUUUCCAGGAAAACUUGCUACUAAGACUAAAGGAAAUAUACUUUAGCUCGUAAAUGCAUAUCUAUUCUAUAAAUAUGCAUAAUCUUUCAUCAAGUAGUCGAUAAUAGUUCGCCAUUGAUCUAAUGAUGCUAAACGAUGGUAACACUUGGGUGUUGUCGCUGAUCUGUAUUCUGAUUGGACGAAAAUGCAAUGUUUGAUGUUCUAACAUACGUUUUUUUUUAACAUUUUGUUAUGUACAGCAGGUGAUAGUUUUAAACAUAGAUAUCUGAGAUAAAAACUACUUUAUAACAAUAGUACAAUUCAAGUAUUCUUAAUAAAUAGCUUUUUACUACAAUAGCAAUUAUUUACUAGUGGAAAAUUCGAAACAAUACUAGAACGCGUUCAUCUAUGCUGUAUUUUUGCGGGGUUUAAAGAAUGUAAACAUCCACAAAGAUAUGCACACUCUACAUAAAAGUAGACUGAUUUACGGACAGAAAGUAUCACAUCUAUGAGAUGAAAACAUUCAGAUAAACAUAAAUUAAGAUAUUGAAAUGGUAAUUAUCCAAUGCGAAUGUGUUUUCAUUUCAUUGCCAUCGCGCGCUUUAAUUAGGUCUUUCCACCUUUCCGUGGAAAGACCUAUUGGUUUUCUUCUGAUUAUUUUUUUUUUCUUCCGCCUAAUUUUUUUCUUGCGGUGUAUUUUUGUUUCAAAAGAUGUCGCUUAGUUUUUUGGUAUAUGAUAUAAUACAGUCUAUACGCUUUUGAAACUGACCCUGUUUAACCGAACACUUUUCUUUGUAAGAGUUAUCUCCCCAAACACUGUUUUUCUUGUUAUGAGAUCUCCUCCGCAACCGUAAAAGAAAGCGACAAAUUUAUUUUUCCAAAUUGCUCGUUAUAUCCUCAGGAUGUUAGGUUUUAUUUUGACCGAAGCCGUAUAGAGAUUCCAUAUGAGAGUUAUUUCCCCUUUUGUAUUUGAUAUAAGUGAAAUGUAUUUUUAACUGGAAAACCAUGAGUGAUAGAGGCCUAGGGUCUUUUGAUAUGAGGUCCUUGGUCCAAAAAAAUGAAAAUAAGGUCAAGUUCAAAGGUUAAGGUCAUGUUCAAAAUUUUGAUUUUGGCUUGUUAUCUCUUAUUUUUAAAAAUCAUAUAAGAUAUCGACAAAAUAUUUUCACACAAUUGUUAGUUGCGACAUGUCGUAACACGUAAAUUUUAGUUGAAAGGGUACGUAGACAUUUGAUGCGAGUUUUCCCCCUUUUAUAUCUAAUAUGAGUCGUAUGGUAAUAGAACUCAUUAACAAUAUAAAGUAGAGGCCUAGAGUCUUUUGAUUUGUGGUCCUUGGUUUAUGACCUUGAAAUUGAGCUCAAGGUCAUAGGUAAAUUUAACGUUUUAGAUUUUGACCUUUGCUUUUACCUCAUAUGUAUACAUGAUAAAGCCAAGGGACUUUUUGCAUUAGGUUGCAAGCAAUGUGACAUUGAAAAAGUCAACCGGAAGUGACCUUUUGUAAACCGGAAGUAGCUAUUUUUUGUACUAAGUUAAUAUAAAAGUAUA